Messenger RNA from Musa acuminata AAA Group (dessert banana), 1902 nucleotides. Its product is annotated as protein JASON-like. The record is from RefSeq and is a predicted model, not a curated record. The transcript has 7 exons. Gene Ontology annotation, biological process: male meiosis II. Lineage: Eukaryota; Viridiplantae; Streptophyta; Magnoliopsida; Zingiberales; Musaceae. The coding region runs from base 107 to 1567 and encodes 486 amino acids.
AACGAAAGCCCUCGACGACGGACGAGAAGAAAGAAGGCGAUUGCAAACUCUGAUCGCGCAGGGUUUCCGAGGAGUCUCCCGUCAUCUCCCUCGAUUGCUCCACCCCAUGAAGCGCUCCAAGUUCCGCGUCAUCGAACAGGUCCUGGGGUUCUUCGAAUCCGUGCUGAUGAGUUGCUUCUUCGGUUGCUUUCGGAUCAAAGAUGAUGCUCGGAGGAAGACCGAUUCAUGCGCCAAUUCGAUCUCCUCCGAGGACAGGGUUUGUUUGGUAUCAACAAAGGAGCUUGCGUCUGAUUCCUUGUUUCGAGAGCAAGAAGCAUAUUCGUGUGUCGUGGAGAAUAUUGAAGAAAGUAGCUUUCAGAAGGAUCUUGAGAUUCAGGCUAAAUUUCUAAAGAAUUGUGGUGCACUAUCAAAAAUUCCUGAAGAAAUACUGAGAACGCCAAACAAAAUAUUUUCUCAGGCAUCUAAGGAUGACUCGUCUCUUAAUUUCCCCUUGCGACUUCCUGGAUUAUAUGGAAUAGAUGAUAAUUUGGACGAACAGAGUGAUCCAAGAGCGCACAGCGUGGAGAAACUGGACGAUCGUUUUGGACUGUCAGAAAAUGAAUUUGAAGGCUCUAUCUUAGAGGAACAACAGAAAGCAAGGAAGGUUCUGCAAUUUGAUGUGACUAAGCAUGUAUCUCAAGUAGAUCCUGCACCGGAUCUUGUUAAUUUGGAUAUUUCUCCUUCUCGUGGUGGUAGCAAGCCUCAAACACUUGAUUCUAGUGAUUCACCCUAUCCUACUCCAUUGAAUUUAACCAAUGAAAUGCAGACCCCUGGAACAGUUUAUCCAGUGAAUCUGGAUAGUCUUGGAACCGGGAAGCACACCAGGAUCCGCACACAAUAUGUAUAUCCUGUUUUGAAGCCCGUGGAGAAUUUACCUCAGUGGGAUGCACUGAGACGAGGCUCUUGCCAGCAUGUUCAGUCGGAUGAUUCCUUUGAGCAGCAGUUGAGUUCCAGAACAGAUAGUGUAGAGAGAAGAAAAAAGGUUUUCCUGACUCCAGCUCGUCAGGAUUCACAGUUUAUCAAUUCAUGGUUGCUAUCUUCCUGUGGAAAGAAAAAUCAAGUUGGAGACCGAAUCUUUACAGAGAAAUCUGUUGACAAGAUAAUGCCACCUGACUUGACACUAAUUUCAAGUGGCAGAGAUCGAGUAGACGUUGAACCAGAUACUCCAGAGCUCAUAAUCUCAAGCUUAUCUCGGUGGCUGAAGCCUAAGCCUCUUAAAAAUAGGAAUUUUGAUGUUACUGCCUUCAUUUCUAAUGAACAGUCUUGUCCUGUGAUGAAUUUUGAUGCUGAGAGGCCUAUAAUCGGAACUGUUGCUGCACAUUGGACUGACGACGAUGCCUGUUCUAAUUCCCACGGGCAUUGGAAUGGUAAUGGAAUUCCAAAUUCAACAACCAAGUAUAAGGAGGAUCAGCGAGUUAGUUGGCAUGCGACGCCUUUCGAAGAAAGAUUAGAUAAGGUUUUAUCUGAUGAGAAGCUUUUGCCUCAAAGGAAGCUUCUAUAUAGGGAACCAAUAGAGUCAGAGGACUAGUACUGUGGCAACCUAAGAAGAUUGAGCAUGCUAUAGGAGUUUUGAGGAGUCCAAUUGUCUUGCAAAUUGAUAACAGAUUGUGGAAUUGGGAUAGCAUAUUCUUGCACUCAUUCAGCACAACUGCUUGUUCAAUCGAGUCUGGAUUUACUUUUGUUGUAUAUUGACAUCCUUCAAAAGCUUACUGGUCGGUCAACAAAUGUUUACAUCUUGGUAUCAGGUUAACCUUAUUGCUGUUAUACUUGACUGCAGUACAUCAGAAAUUGAUGCUGAAGAUCUGUAUAAACUUGGGCCAAGUUUUAUUUAUUUAUUAUUAAAGUUACCAAAAUAUUUCUGAA